GAAACCUUUUGGCUGUCCAUGUGAGCUGCUUAUUGCCAUUUUCCACACGCUUCAAAGCUAAUAAGCUUUUGUACAAAAGCAUUUGCCCAUACCCCCAAUCAUAUAACUCUCUUUUCCUUUGCUUUCAACCGUUGCACUGUAUUUUUCCUUUCAUCUUAUGUGCCUCCACUGGCAAUGGUCAAUACUGUUUGUUUGCUGAGAAAUUUUGGAUUUGUAAGGUAAUUUCCCUUCCCUGACUGCUUUACCGCAAGGAAUCUUAGCCCGUGAAGGCACUGGCAUUAUUUAAAGGUCUUUCUUUUCCUUGCGUUUUCGCUAUAUAUGGUACAGAGCUGAGAGGGAGGACAUCUAGUGGAUGUUGCAAAACCAAGUUUAAGUUUUUGGGGAGAUAUGAAGUGAAUUUGCAAGCGAAGAUGAAAUCUUUCAGUGGAUUAGGGAUUGGUUUAAGUUUGGUUUUUGGUUGUCUUGUACUGGCUCUUGUUGCGGAGCUUUACUAUUUGCUAUGGUGGAAGAAGAGAUUUGCUAACUCUGAAGUGGAGUACGAUUACACCAACCAGGCAAAGGAGCUUUUUCAACUCUUCUGCUGGAAGAAACCAUCAGCUUCUUUACAUGCACCCACCAUCACCAUCACCAACUGCAACCAGGAUGCCAAUGGUGUGGAGCCAGACCUCGAGCUUGGGUCGACCAAGGGUUUGCUGCUAAAGGGUUUUGGAGAAGAGGGUGUUGAAUCAGAGCUGAUAAGGCUCUACAAUCUUGCUGGUCACCUAGAUUCCUCUUCACCAUCAAAGAGGAACCAAGGAAGAUUUGGAGUCCGAAGAUAAAGGGUCAAGAAGAAGGAACUUGAAUGAUGUUAUGCUGCUGCCUGUCGACACUCCUUUUCAUACUCCUUUGGCUUCUCCCCCAUUGAAGUCACCUUUAGGUUCUUAUUAUCAGCCCCAAGGAUUCAAUCCUCUCUUCGAAUCUUCCACGGAUGCCGAGUUAAAUAAGCUGAGAUCUUCAUCUCCUCCCAAAUUCAAGUUCUUGAGGGAUGCAGAAGAGAAACUUUUAACAAGGUUGGCAUUAGAAGCUGAGAAAAUGGUACAAAUCAGAAGGGACAAUGCAACAGAAGGGACGAUAGUAGAAGGGUCUUUCCUUAAAUUCAUCGCUGGUAAGAAGAGGGAACCUCCCCAGUACUUACAACAGUAUCCUUCAAGUUCUUCUCAGGUGCUGCCACUGUCUUCUUCUCCUACAACAUUCAGACCACCAGACAAGAAAGACACUCUGCAUUAGAUCCCUGUUAGAUGAGUUCCUUUUCUUGUUAUUUUUUUCUUCUCAAAUUAUUCUUUUAAUUACCAAUUCAUCUUGAAUUAAGACAAAAUCAAAAAUUUCUAAGAUUGAUGUUUAGGGUGUUGGUUUGGUUAGUUAAACUACCAUCCCUUCAUCCUCUCCACUGUAUUUUCACGAGCUACUGAUUUGCGGAAAUGGUGUACAGCUAAUCUUUUUUAA
Hibiscus syriacus is the source of this 1482-nucleotide messenger RNA. RefSeq lists its product as uncharacterized. The transcript has a single exon. Lineage: Eukaryota; Viridiplantae; Streptophyta; Magnoliopsida; Malvales; Malvaceae. The record is from RefSeq and is a predicted model, not a curated record. The coding region runs from base 411 to 818 and encodes 135 amino acids.